UUUUAAUAGUCACUAUUAACUAGUUACUGAGUUUUGUAGUCUUGAAUUUUUGUAAAAUCUAUAUUCUUUAUAAUAUAAUCCAUACUUCAACCUUAAUAGGUUAAUAGUUUUCCUUUAAACUAUAAUAUUUGAAUUUUAUAAUUUGUAUGGUUGUAUACAAUAAACACAAAUUUGUAUAACACCAUGGACGGGCGUGAUGGAGAUAGUCAGAACAAUGUAUCUAUAUACUUCCAUUUACAGGUAAAGAAGUGGUUUUCCAUUCAAGUAAGAUUUAAUUAAAAUUGUAUUAUUUUUUUUUUAGAAAUCACCUUCUUGCUAUGUAUGCAAUGGUUAUUAUGGAUCAUGUUUUGAUGAACAUAUUUGUCAAACUUGUCAUUUAUUUCUUUUUUCUGAAGAACUAACUCAUAAUGUUCCAGAUCAUGUUCAGGUGACAAUGGUAUUACAUUAUUUUUUAAUAACAUGCAUAUAUAAAUAAGUAUAUUUAAUAUAAAAAAUAUACAUUGUAGUAAAUAUGAGUGAUUUUUAUUUAAUUAUUAUUAUUAUGUACUAGGUACUUGUAAUUGAACUUAGCCUUUUUAAGUUCUAAAAAAAAAUAACAUUUUAACAAUUUGAUUUUUAUUUUAUAUUUUGAGUUCAAUUAAUUAGAAUUUUGUGCAUUAAUAAUAAAAAUAAAAUUAUUUAUUUAUUUAACUAUAUUAAUGUUAACAAUUUUACAAAUUCAAAUAGUUUUUACAAAUAGUAUUGUUUAUCGAUAAGGAUGAAAUCCUUGUUUCGAUUAAAUUCAAUUUACUUAACAUUUUUAUAUUUUUCAUUUAUUGUUAAUUCAUUUCUUAUAGGUGAUUCAUUACACAUAUAAUAAAAAAAUUACAGUGUAUUUCUUAAAUUUUAUUUGACUAGUGCUUAAUAUUAUUUAUUGAAUCUAUUGCUAAUGAAUGACUCUUAUCUCAUGUAAUUUUAGUCUAUUAUAACUAUUCCGUCAUCACAUACGCUCAUUAUACCUACCAUUAUUUGUUUAUAUACUGUGUUUUUCUUAUGAAAUGUAAAACGAAUAAUGUAAUUCAUUUUAUUUUUAUAAAUAUGGAGGGAGUUGAAGAUGGUGAUAGUGGAAAUGAUGAACCAGCAGAUUCUUUUUACAAUGGCUUUCAAAGACCUGUUCAAGAUGUUCCAUCUGAUGCACCUGGUGAUCAAGCUGGUCCAUCACAAGAUCUAGCACGAAGGCUUCAGUUACUAUCAGAAAUGUCAGUACCACGCCCUCAAUCAUUUGAUGGCGAUACUGAUUAUUUCCAAGAACUUCCUCCUGAAGGUAUUAAUUGCAAUAUUAAAUCUAUAUUAUGGUAUCUAUGCUUUUGGUCAGUCAUGUAGAAAAUUCAUUUUUUUUUUUCUUAAAGUAUAGCAAUUGAUUAUAGUUAUACUACUACUAAAUGAACAAAUCCGGACUAAAUUGUUAUUAGUUAUUACUUUAUUUAUUUAUUUAUUUAUUCGUAUGACAUGCAUAACAUAGUACAACAAUAUUGACGACAGUAUAGAUAAAUUGGAUUAAAGUAAAUAAAAUGAAAAUAAAAAUAAGUAAGAACAAAAUAUAAAUAAAAAUAUGAAUGGAAUAACAAUACGUAAUGGGGAUUUUUCUUCACAAAUCAAUGUCCAAUUUCUCCAACNAACGAGCAUUCUUCGAUUAUGUGUCUCAUUGACUGUACACCUUCUCCGUAAUCACAAUUUGGGUCGUUUUUCAGUUUCCAUUUAUGCAUUAAAUCCUUACAUCUCCCUUGUCUAGUUCUUGUGUGAUUUAGUCUGGUCCAUAUUUUCCUCGAUUGGUUCAUUCCGGCUAUUAGGUUAUGUGGGCUCUCGAGGUGUGCACCUUCCCCAGGUUUUUUUCUUGCCCAUUCUUCUUGCCAUGCAUCUGGUAUGAGUUUUCUUGUGUCGGCAAUAUCGUUGGCUCUCAUCAAAAAAGGCUUCCGUGACUUUAGUCUUGGGUUUUCUAGUCCAUCUUCAUGGAUCGGGAGGUCUGGGUACUUGCUGAUUUUCUCUUUUUCUCUGAGUAUGCAAUUUUGUCUUCGUAAGUGAGGUGGUUCUAUGUUAGCAAGUACUGGGAGCCAUUGGUUAUUGGUACACGUAACGGUGCCAGUAAUUUUGCGCAAUGCCUUUCUAUUAGACUACAAUACUGACUGCCUUCCCAGACGGGUGUGCAAUAUUCUGCAACAGAAUAAGUCAGCGCCAGAGUUGAGGUUCGCAAUACAUGUGUUGAUGAACCCCAUGUUGUGCCGGCCAGUUUAUUGAUAAGUCAAUUUCUUGUCUUGAUUUUUGCUGCCACCUUUUGUAGGUGUGCUUUGACUGUGAGGGCUCGGUCUUAUGUUAUCCCAAGAUAUACUGGUAGCUUGCUAUUACGGAUGGUGUCCCCACAAAAAUGUACUGUUAAUUCUCUAUUGGCCUCUUUAUUAUUAAGAUGGAACACUGUUACUGUUUUUGAAGGGUUUGGUGGGAGUCUCCAUUUUUUGAAAAAAUUUUCGAGUAGAGUAAGGUCAGAAGUAAGUGGGUUCUCAACAUCUUCGAAACGUUUACUUUGUGACACUAUACAUGUAUCAUCAGCGUAUGCGAACUUUUUGGAUGUGGUAUCUGGCAUAUCGUGGACGAACACAUUGAACAAUAUUGGUGCUAAAAUUGAGCCCUGAGGUAAUCCGUUAUUGAGCACGUGUGUUUUGCUUUUUUUUCCUCCUAGGAAAACUUGAAAGUUCCAAUUACCAAGUAUCGUCUCGAUAUAACUUAUUAUAACUUAUUACUUUAAACUCACUGUUCUAUAGUUAUACAGUUUUGUUUCUCUGUUCAUUCAAAACCCAUCCACCAAUUUUGGUUGAGGCAUAUGAUAAAUUUCUUAUACUUAAUAACUAUAAGUAUGCAGACUAAGUCCUAUAGACUCAAAAUUGUACUGUAAUCUCAUGAAAUAAAGAAGAUUGUUUUGCAUGAGACUAAAAUUAAAUUAUUAUUUUUUUUACCAUUGAAAAUUCUUUGCAUUGAUAUAUAGCUGUAUAAAUUGACUCACAUUUUAUGGAAACUGGGGAUCUGUAUUUGAAUCUAAAUUGUCAAUUUAUUUUUACUAAAUUACAUAACAAACUUAUAUAUUUAUUUAAAAAUAAAAAAUCGACAUAAAAUGAUUAUAUUUAUCAAAUUAAGAUAAUGAUUAAUAAUUGUCAUAAAUUAAAAUUUUGUGCUGGUAAAUAGUUGGCUUUUGACCAUGGUGUUGUCGAAUGUACUAAAAUUAAAAAAUACACCUUAUUAAGUCAAACAGAAAAUUGGUUAAAGACAGAAAUUGAAAUUUUCCAUAGUAAUUGUAUGUAUUUAUAUUAAAUAUUAUACUAUUUGUAAUAUAUUUUUUAGUACUAAAAUAAAAUAUUGCUAUUAUUAUAAUAGUAUGGUUUUAUUGUCUGGACUUUGAUAGUAAUUACUUAUUGAACCUUGUUCUACAGCAGACUGAAUGCACAAAUUCUUUCCAAAAUUAUGCUAAAUAAUAAAACAACAAAAUCAUAACAAUUCUCCCAAACUAGGUCAGUUCUGUAAAGAAUUUCUGCAUAUAAUGGUGCAAAAAUUGUUUUUUAAAUUUAAGUUACUUAAAAUAUUCUUAUUUUAAAGUUUUUGCGUACAGUUUAUUUGACACUACCAAAGUUAUUAUUAGUUAUGGUAAUAUAAUUUGGGGAAAUGUAUUUAAGCUAGCUCUAAAUCCUAUUAUUAUCACUUUAAACUCCUUGAGAUUUAUUCUUUGAAAGUUGUAUGAUUAGAUUCAAUUGAUCUUUAUAGAACUUUUAAUAUAAGAAAUAUUUAUUUAAUGAACUCAAUUAUAUUUAUAACUUAGACUUAAAAAAUUAUUCUCUCAGGGGUUUCCAACCUACAGCCCAUGUGUUGGUUCCGGCCCAUCAAGCUUUUCAAACCAGCUGGCAAGUUUACUGAUGUUUCACAAUAUUAUUUAUUUAUUAAUUUUACUUACUACUAACAGAAAAAUAAUAAAAUUAUAGUAAUAAAAUAAAUGGUUUUUCAUUAGUUGUUCCUAAUAACUAGAAAUUACAAAAAUCCUGUCGUUAUUGUUAUUAGUAGAUUAGGUUAUGUCAUUAUUGUUUUUAUGGUAGCAAACAUUAAUCGUAAAUUAUUUUAUCUACAUCGAAGCUUUUAAAUUUAAAUUAGCUUUAACCACAAAACAAUUAAUAGAAAAAAGAUGUACUAGGAUAAUGGGGCGGUUACAACCACUGUUAUAGGUAAUUUAAUAUGUACCUAAAACUAAAAAAACGAUUCUGAGUGACAUUCAGUUGACAAUACAUAUCAUUUUAUAGUAAAAUAAUUAAAUAGGCUUUAUAUAUUUUCUUUAAUAAUAUUUGUUUUAUGCUUUAGGUACUGAUUUUCCCAGUUUUUUAUUUUCGGUUUUUCAAACCCAUGUUAUUGAUUGGAACCAAAAAGUUUGGUAAAACUAUCAAGACAUUUUAAAAGAUAAUCAAUUUCAUACUUCUCAUCAAAAAACUUAUCAAAAUACAUUUUAAAAUUUUUGAGUUAUAAAAAUAAAAAUAAAAUAUAAAUUUUUUUCUAAAAUCUAAAUAAAUCUUAUCUAUUUUUUUAAUUUCAUUACCUAUCUGCAACUCUUAUAAAUGUUAGCUCAAAGCGUAUUUCAAAUUUGGCCCAUUGUAAAAAAAAAAGGUUGGAGAGGGCUGUUCAUGCUUAUCAUACAUGUCAUAAUCAAAGUUGAUUUGAAUAUACUAAUAACUUAUAAAGAUUUGGGUAGGAAAACUAUUGUAAAUGUCUGUGUAUUAUUUGUGUAAGCUUAAUAUUAAUUUGAAAUUUUGUUACAUCAAAUAUAACUUUUUUAAAUCAAAUUACUUUGUAAUUUUUUUUCUUAUGCUAUUUAAUAUGUAAAUUUUCAUUUUUUGUCCUAGUCUUAAAAUUAAUGUUGCAAUAGGUUAUUUGGGGUGGGUGCUGCCAUAAGCUACAUUUUUAGGGCCGUGUAAAAAGUUUUAAUUUCUGUUUUUUGACAAUAAAUUAUUAUUAUAUUAUUUAAAACUUAGUUUAAUUUUUAACUUGCUUCCAUUUGAUGUUAAUUGUAUUUCACUUGAUUGAAUUUUUUAGAAAAAUCUGAUAUAGUCUGAUUUUACUUAUUAUUUUUUUAUUUUAUUGUAUUUUAGGUUUCAUGAUUUUUAAAUGAAGUUAAAAAAAAAUGUAUUUAUAUGUGAUCAAAGUGAACUUUGCCAGCUGUGUAUCAGUGUAUGUCAAACCAAGGAUAGAGAAGGAUAUGUCUCCUGUAUAUAAAUUAAAAAAUCCAGCUUUUUCUUCAAUAUAUUUAUAAUAAUUUAUGUAUAUAUAAUUAAUAGGUUUUAAUAUUUCUUAUUUAUUUAGAAAAAAAAAGUAUUUUAAAUAAUGCCUAAUUGUUGAAAAACGACAGAAUCAUUUGAUUACCACGAAAAAAUUGUAUUAUAUAAUAUUAAACUUAGAAAUCUGUCAUAUAUAUAUUUAUUUUUUAUUUUUAUUUUUGCAGUGUUAUUGACUGUUUUUUCAUAUUUGGAUGACUUUAGUCUUUGGUGCGUGAGUAAGGUAUGUACUCGUUGGGAACAAUUGUUACGUUCCCAUAUUCCGCAAACAACAUGGCGUAGAUUGGCAGUUAAGUGUUGGCCUCUUUUUGAACCAUACAAAACUUUUUUUGAUUGGUACUACAUCAGUUCAUCAAUGUGUGUAUAUCAAUAAUUAUUAAAAAUCAAUAGUUGGAAGAAAAUAUUUGUUUUAAAUAUAAUAAUAUUAUAGGAUUAGUAGUUCCUCGUGUAUAUCAUGCGUACGACGAAUGUUUAACCAUCCUCAUCCUAAAUGUCAAGAAAAUGUAUGGAGAAGAAGACGUUUACGACAUGAAGUAAAAAGUUAGUGGUGCCAAUUGAUGAAAAAUAAAAUUACUAUCUUUUAUAUUAUAUAUUAAUAAAAUAAUUAAUAUGGUUGUUUUUAAUAAGAUUUGAGGUUUGAUCCACCUGAAGGUAUAAGAGCGAUAUUUUUGGAUAGUCUUUGGUGUCAUUUGCAAGCUACAAUUAUAGGACCUGCUGGUAGUCCUUUUGAAGGAGGAAAAUUUUUUCUAUACAUACAAAUACCGUACAGGUAAGCUAUACUUGUUUACUUAUUUAUAAUUUUUUUUUUUUUUAUCAAAUAAUUUAUUUUGUUUUAGCUACCCAAUGACUCCUCCAGUUGUCAGAUUUUUAACCAAAAUAUUUCAUCCUAAUGUAUCUCGUCAUGGAGAUAUUGGUUUAGAUUCACUUCAUUCUAAUUGGAGUCUAGCAUUGACCAUUGCCAAGGUAUUGAUUUCCAUACAGUCAUUAUUAACUGAUCCGUUUUGUGAUGUAUGCAUGGAGCCUGAUAUUGCACGUCUCUAUAACAAUGACAGAAAAACAUAUAAUACUAUUGCCAGAUAUUGGACUCAUCGAUAUGCUAUGAAUGAUGUAUUACACUGGUCUAAUUAAAUCAUGUAUUUUCUUUAUUUGUUUAAUUUAUCACAAUAUUGAUCUGUUAAUACAUAAUGACUAUCAUAAUGUAUUCAGUUUUUCAAUAAACAAUAUAAGUAAAAUUACUAGAAUAGUUAAUAUAGUAGUUUCAAAUAUAAAAACAAUAUUAAAAUGUAAAAAGUAAGAAUUCUAAUAUUUUAUUAAUAUUAUUGUUAGAGGUAUUGUAAUCAAAUAAAACAAAUAGUUUUAUUAACGCUUUAAUAAACACUAUUAAAUAUAAUUAAGUAUUUAAGUAUAAAUUAUUAUUAUAAAUUAAAAUGUAUAAUAUUCUUAUUAUACAAAUUAAUAUGGAAGUUAUAACUAAGUUGUAAAUAGUACGACUGUAGAUAGUAUUAUUUAUACUGGAUAGCAAUGUAUAACAUUGUGUUGACCAGUUUACGAGUUAAAGUAUUAUGAAUUCAUUGGGAGCGAGGAAUGAAUUUUUGGGGAGAACUUUUACAAAUUUUCUUGCAACUAUACUAUCUAUAGCCUAAGUAUGAGGUGGUUAUAGUUUCUUAUAUCAGCAUGAAAAAUUAAAUUAUGAAUAAAACAAAUAGUAUUAGUUUUUAAAUAUAUUUAUUUUAUUUCUAUAAUUAAGUAGAAAAAAUAUUUAAUUUUACAACUUUUAAAAGCCUAUAAUAUUAGGCUUAUGUAUAAGCCUAACAUAUAUGUAUAAGGCAAUAUAACAAAAUAACAAUAACUUACAAAAAAUGUACAUGGGGCAAAUAAUUUAAACAAUAGAAAAAAUGGAAUAAAAUUGUAUUACAAUGUUUACUUUACUUAAGUUAAAAAUUGUGUGUUUACCUAAGUAAUUUACAUUUUUAAUAAUUUUGUAUUGGUUUUCAAAUACCCUUAUAAUAGUUAUAACAAAUUUAUUUUUUCUAAUUAAUGAAUUUAAAUUUGUUGGCCAGACAUUUUAAUGUAAAUAAUAAUAAAAAGACUUAGAGAAAUAAUGUUUUUUUUAAUAAGAAUUGUAAAUUUUAACUUUUUUUUAUUAAGUAUACAAAACAUAACAAGAGUAACCUAUGAUUAUUUGAACAUAACAUUCAUGGAAAUCAAUACUUCUUUGUAAUCCUUUAGGGCUUUGAUGAUAGAAAGGCAGAAUCCCUUAGAAAGUGGCAACAAUGGAUAACCAGGAACAUUUUUUUCAUCUAAAAAAGAAAUAUUACAAAUAUAUUUUACUCAAUUCAUUUUUCAUUCAUAUGUAUUAAAAUUAGAUGUGAAUGGGUAAAACAUAUAUUACUGGCAUAGGUUAAAACCAUGAAUACUAGAGUAUUUUAGUAUUUAUGGUUAAAACUUACAUUAAAAACCAUUUGUAAUAUACAAUUGUAUGGAAUAAUACCUUCAGUUAAUUCAUUUUCAGAAAUUUUAAUCCAAUUUUCAAUUGUACUGAUUAAUCUAAAAAUUAAAAAUAUUUUUAUAUGAUAGACACUAUAUAUUUAUAUAGUAAAAUACACAAAAUACUUACUUUGGACCAUGAAAUUUUACAUGUUCCAGUAUUUCUUCUUUAAAAUAUCCUGAACUUGCUUCAUCCCUAAAUAAUAUUGUAUAUUAAACAAAUAUAUAAAU
Cinara cedri is the source of this 8054-nucleotide messenger RNA. The record is from the annotation of a GenBank genome assembly. NCBI's taxonomy places the organism in Eukaryota, Metazoa, Arthropoda, Insecta, Hemiptera, Aphididae.